UGUCAUGUCAAGGUUUGGGUCUCCACACAUUCCCAGAGGAGCUUGGACCUGGGGUUAAGCAGCUUGACCUGUCAAACAACUUCAUUCAUAACCUGACAGAAAGCUGCACUUCACAGUUCAGGCAGCUGGAGCACCUGAAUAUAUGCUUCAACCAGUUGGAAACUGUGUCAGAAAUGGCCCUGGCUCAUCUCACUCAUCUUCACACUCUCCUCCUGGCUGCAAACAACCUUGACCGGAAUUAUUUCACCAAUGGAAGAGCCUUCAGGCGGCUGAGAAGCCUGGAGACCCUAGACCUUUCAGCAAAUAACUUGGACAGUGAUAUGGCAGCCUGGUACUUCAGUAAUCUCACCUCUUUAAAGAAGCUGGAUCUGUCUUGGAAUGAAAUGACUAGGCUGCCAGGGGGUGUCUUCCAGGGUAUGCUGAAGCUGAGAGAGAUCAAUCUUAACAACAACUUGAUCAUGGAGAUAGAAGAAGGCGCAUUUGAGCCUCUGGUAGGCUUGAAGGUGGUAAAUUUAGCUAUGAAUUCCCUUCACUGUAUCUCAGACUUCAGCCUCACACAGCUGCAAGUGCUAAACCUUAGCUACAAUGCCCUGGAGUUCUUUGCCUCAGAGCAGGGGGAGGAGAACUACCAGCUUCAGGUGCUAGAUCUGAGUCAUAACAGCCUGAUAUACUUUCCAAAGCUCCCCAAGCUGCACCACCUCACACACUUAAACCUCUCCAACAAUGCCAUCAUCUCCUUGGCACCAAAUUCUACCACUACAGCUGAGUUCACCCUGUGGCAUGAAAAAACAGUGAGACCUAACAUGUCCUUGGAUGUUUAUAAUAUAGCAGCUAGCCUGGCAAAGGUGACUGACUUAGAUCUCAGCAAUAACCAGCUGAGUUUGUUCCCGUUUACUUUCUUUCACAAUCUGAGCUCUCUCCAAAAUCUCAAUAUGGCUAUGAACUGUCUCCAGAAUAUGACCAUGGAGUCUUCUGAUGGUGAUAUUGAGAGCAACAAGCCAGUGGUAAUGCAGAGACCUGGCCUUUCUGUGUGUUCACUGGAUCUCCAAAGCAAUUUAAUUCAUUCUUUGCCACGUUGGUUUUUUGAUAUGCUGCCCAAACUGGAAACAAUUGACCUUGGUUCCAACAGCCUCCAGCCUUGCCAGAGCUGUGACACUAAUGAAAGAGAAGUUCUUAUGGAACAUAACUCAGCUCACAAAGGUAAGUGCACAUCUUUCUGCAGCAUAUCUCACUUGAAGCAUCUAAGUUUACGUAGGAACAACAUUGUAAAGCUGUAUCCCUAUAUGUUUAACCAAACCUCUUUGGUCUCUUUGGAUCUGUCUGAGAAUGAAGGCUUGUCCAUGCCAAAAGGAUCCCUGGACAGUUUGGAAUUUUCUUUGCAGAAGCUCUCUCUGAGAAGGAACCAGAUGGGCAACUACAUGACAGAGUUGCCUUGUCUAAAGAUGCUGGAAAUAUUAGACUUGUCAGACAAUAAGCUAAGUCAUUUGCCUCCUGGCCUUGUAUGCUCUCCACUGGAACACCUGGACAUUCGCAGUAACUACCUUCAGGACUUAGAGAAACCUGCCGCUGUGCACUGGUCUAGCAGCCUCAGAUAUCUGUUUGUUGCUGGCAAUCCAUUCAGCUGCUGUGCCCUGAGCUGGCUGGAUGUUUUAAAGGCAACCAGUGUGAGUAUGCUGGACCUGAAUGAAACACUGUGCUCCUACCAGGAUCAGAACAGGACCUUCUCUGUCAAGAUAGCUAGCAACCCUAGGCACCUCUGUCCUGGUCAGAAUAAAACUAGCUUCCUAGCUGUACUGUUGGUGGUGAUGGUUCUCUGCCUUCUGUUUCUCACCUCUGGGAUAUGCCAACUUCUGAAAAAGCAUAGGAAAUUACAAAAGUACUUGGGAUUCAGGAGCAAUAGAGUGGACCCUAUUCCUUGUCAUCUAGACAGGGAGAAGAAAACUCAACAGAUACCAGCGGACAGUGUUACAAAAGUAUAGUACUGCAUGGAAGAGAGGGAAUAAUAUCAAUACGCACAAUAAUAGUAUUGUAUAUCAGGCACCUUCUUGUCACUGAUCUCUUAAGGACUUCACAUAAAGCAAUAAAACAUGAACUAUAAGAGUGCUAAAUCAGAUCUAUGUGCUGUGCUCCAUCUUGCUGCAUGUAUGCUAUUUUUGUCACCUCUGUGUAAGGCAAGUGAGGCUGGCAGUAAUCUGCUCCAUCUUGGGAAGGAGGAAAUGCUUGUUGUGGAAUCCUUGGAGUUCUGCAGAAAGAAUUCCCCCAGGUCUGCCCUCACCCCCUCACUUUUUCUAACUGAGGAUCCUUUGCCAUGAAACCAAGGCCCAGGCUGUCUGAAGCAAUCUGCCUCUUCUGCCCCUCCUCAAACCCAUUGUCUUUUUCUGAGAAGAUCAUUCUACAGUAAUGACCCCAAAACCAACAGCUCCUGGUAGCAGUGAUGCAGCUGUGGGUGUGGAGGGUGUGGUGACUGACUUGGCAUGUCUUCUCAUAGGGACAGGAGCGAGCUUGGAAAGGGCCUGAGAUGUUCUGCUACUUAGUGCCAGGGCUUGCCGGUGUGUCCACCCCUUCGCCUUUAUGCCCACACACGAGCAGUUACUUGCAGGGUCCAAGCCAGUACAGGUGAAGAAGAAGAAAAGGUUGCAGAGUCUGUUUCUGGCUUUUCAGGUCACUUCAGGUCUAGUCUUUACAACCCCCAUCAUAGUCCCGAGUAAGAUGCCUGGACUACUCACAAGCCUUGGGCUAUACUCAGCUGGUGCUGCGGACAGCAAGUAGAGCCUUGGAAAGAACUAGAAUUAUUCAUUAAUUGUCUGUAAAUGGAUUUCAACUUUUAUUGAACAACAAACAGCAUGUUUCUCCCCAAGAUGUUUGCCUUGGGUCUAUACAGCUAUGACUGCUGCCUUCUGUGCCAGGACAGACUAUCAGCCUUCAUCAUAACUGGGAAAUCCCUGCCUUGUGUCCCCACCCUCUACCCCUCAGACACACACAGCCACACGUCCUAUGUUUAUAUAAAACCCAGCCUUGUUCCCAUGGCAUCUGUAUUGUAUUGCUUGGUCCUGUAUAUGUUCAGCCCAUUCUUGUUACUGCUCCCAUCCCCACCCCUCCAGCCCCAGCAUGUGCCUGGUCCAUCUCCUGCUCCAAUGUGUGCCCACACUAACAUAGUGAUGAUGAAGCACUUUCAAGCUAGGUACUGGAUAAGAAGCCAAAGAGCAGCAGGGAGCUCUGUUUCCACUGAUCGCUCUUGUGUUUCUCCCUGCCGGGCUCUUUUGUUGUACAUGGAUUUGUCAGCUUGCUCAAAUCCAAAGCUCUCUGGCACACACUGUGCUUUUGUGUUUGUC
This is a messenger RNA of Alligator mississippiensis (American alligator), 3332 nucleotides long. Its product is annotated as transforming growth factor beta activator LRRC32-like. Gene Ontology annotation, molecular function: protein binding. The record is from RefSeq and is a predicted model, not a curated record. The coding region runs from base 174 to 1979 and encodes 601 amino acids. The transcript has a single exon. NCBI's taxonomy places the organism in Eukaryota, Metazoa, Chordata, Crocodylia, Alligatoridae.